This is a messenger RNA of Desarmillaria tabescens, 246 nucleotides long. RefSeq lists its product as uncharacterized. Gene Ontology annotation, molecular function: ATP binding; nucleic acid binding. Lineage: Eukaryota; Fungi; Basidiomycota; Agaricomycetes; Agaricales; Physalacriaceae. The annotation marks the transcript as partial. The transcript has a single exon. The record is from RefSeq and is a predicted model, not a curated record.
UUACAGCUCAAGGCUGCUCUGGCCUUGUAUCAAAAUCAAGAUUCUCUCGUUAUUGCAGGAACUGGCUCUGGGAAAACAUUUAUCAUUGCGCUUCUUCUUCUCAUCGAUGGAACUCCAGACGGCCUUUCUCUCACCAUAUCCCCGCUCAAACGAUUACAAAAGGCUCAAGUGGAGGCAUUCAGAAUGAACUACGGGAUCGAGACUGCUGCGAUCAACGAUGAAACUCCUCACGACGAUGAAUACUGA